This is a messenger RNA of Perognathus longimembris pacificus (Pacific pocket mouse), 891 nucleotides long. It is a transcript of the gene Tmem208, whose product is annotated as transmembrane protein 208. Gene Ontology annotation, biological process: vacuolar protein processing. The coding region runs from base 154 to 756 and encodes 200 amino acids. Gene Ontology annotation, cellular component: intracellular membrane-bounded organelle. The record is from RefSeq and is a predicted model, not a curated record. NCBI's taxonomy places the organism in Eukaryota, Metazoa, Chordata, Mammalia, Rodentia, Heteromyidae. The transcript has 7 exons.
GCUUUGGUCUGCACCGGAAGUGCAUGGCCCGCCGAUGUGGUGUCUACUGACUGUGGUUUCUGCCUCUCGCUCCUGUUUCUCGGGCUGGAUAUUUGCUUCGCACCAUGGCAGGUGAGCAGGAGGCGAACCUAGCAGAGAGUGCUGUAAAGAUGGAUGUCAGCCCUAGACACGCUUGGAGGAAGGGUGGACAUCCCAGGAACCGUUUGGUUUGAGCAUGACGAGGACCUCGCUGAGGUGCAGCCCAAGGGCAAGGUGGGCACUAGAGGGAAGAAGCAGAUAUACGAAGAGAACAGAGAAACCCUAAAGUUCUACCUGCGGAUCAUUCUGGGGGCCAAUGCCAUCUACUGCCUUGUAACCUUGGUCUUCUUCUACUCAUCUGCCUCAUUUUGGGCUUGGAUGGCCCUCGGCUUUAGUCUGGCAGUAUAUGGGGCCAGCUACCACUCUAUGAGCUCAAUGGCUCGGGCAGCCUUCUCUGAGGAUGGGGCCUUGAUGGAUGGUGGCAUGGACCUCAACAUGGAGCAGGGCAUGGCAGAGCACCUUAAAGAUGUGAUCCUACUGACAGCCAUUGUGCAGGUCCUCAGCUGCUUCUCCCUGUACAUCUGGUCCUUCUGGCUUCUGGCGCCUGGCCGGGCCCUUUACCUUUUGUGGGUAAAUGUGCUGGGACCGUGGUUCACAGCAGACAGUGGCUCCCCAGCACCAGAGCAAAAUGAGAAACGGCAGCGCCGACAGGAGCGGCGGCAGAUGAAACGGCUAUAGCCCUUGACAUGGUGGCCACAGGCUGCUGGGCACUGGCUGGCUCUUUCAGGAUAUAUGCCUCUCAUGCCUGGAGCAGUGAGGGCCUAGUCCAAGGGCCUGAAGUAUAGCAUUGUUGAAUAAAUGACUUAGAAUAUG